Molecule: messenger RNA, 11119 nt
Organism: Trichechus manatus latirostris (Florida manatee)
Lineage: Eukaryota; Metazoa; Chordata; Mammalia; Sirenia; Trichechidae
Gene: TRIO
Product: trio Rho guanine nucleotide exchange factor
Exons: 55
Coding region: 119-9298 (3059 amino acids)
Biological process (GO): protein phosphorylation; axon guidance
Cellular component (GO): extrinsic component of membrane; cytoplasm
Molecular function (GO): protein kinase activity; ATP binding; protein binding
Source: RefSeq, a predicted model, not a curated record
GGGAAGAAAGGUGCUGGGUUGGCAUUGGGUAGAAUGGUGAAGGAAUUAAAUCUCACUCAAGCAGCCUAGUAAUUAAAUUUUCUCCUUAUCUAUUUCAGGGUUUCGAAAAAACGAUGAAAUGAAGGCUAUGGAUGUUUUGCCAAUUUUAAAAGAAAAAGUCGCGUACCUUUCAGGUGGUAGAGAUAAACGUGGCGGCCCCAUUUUAACGUUUCCGGCCCGCAGCAAUCAUGACAGAAUACGACAGGAGGACCUCCGGAGACUCAUCUCCUACCUAGCCUGUAUCCCUAGUGAAGAAGUCUGCAAGCGAGGGUUCACGGUGAUUGUGGACAUGCGUGGGUCCAAGUGGGACUCCAUCAAGCCCCUGCUGAAGAUCCUGCAGGAAUCCUUCCCCUGCUGCAUCCACGUUGCACUGAUAAUCAAGCCAGACAACUUCUGGCAGAAACAGAGGACUAAUUUUGGCAGUUCUAAAUUUGAAUUUGAGACAAAUAUGGUCUCUUUAGAAGGCCUUACCAAAGUAGUUGAUCCUUCUCAGCUCACUCCCGAGUUUGACGGCUGCCUGGAAUACAACCAUGAAGAAUGGAUUGAGAUCAGAGUUGCUUUUGAAGACUACAUCAGCAAUGCCACCCACAUGCUAUCCCGGCUGGAGGAACUGCAGGACAUCCUGGCUAAGAAGGAGUUGCCUCAGGAUCUAGAGGGGGCCCGCAAUAUGAUUGAGGAACAUUCCCAGCUGAAAAAGAAGGUGAUUAAGGCCCCCAUUGAGGACUUGGAUUUAGAGGGACAGAAACUGCUUCAGAGGAUUCAGAGCAGCGAUAGCUUUCCCAAAAAGAACUCGGGGUCUGGCAACGCGGACCUGCAGAACCUCUUACCCAAGGUGUCCACCAUGUUGGACAGGCUGCACUCGACCCGGCAACAUCUGCAUCAGAUGUGGCAUGUGAGGAAGCUGAAACUGGACCAGUGCUUCCAGCUGAGGCUGUUUGAACAGGAUGCCGAGAAGAUGUUUGACUGGAUCACACACAACAAAGGCCUGUUUCUGAACAGCUACACUGAGAUUGGGACCAGCCAUCCUCAUGCGAUGGAGCUGCAGACACAGCACAAUCACUUUGCUAUGAACUGUAUGAACGUGUAUGUAAACAUAAACCGCAUCAUGUCGGUGGCGAAUCGCUUGGUGGAGUCCGGCCACUAUGCCUCUCAGCAGAUCAAGCAGAUUGCGAACCAGCUGGAGCAGGAGUGGAAGGCGUUCGCGGCAGCCCUGGAUGAGCGGAGCACCUUGCUGGACAUGUCCUCCAUCUUCCACCAGAAGGCUGAGAAGUACAUGAGCAACGUGGAUUCCUGGUGCAAAGCCUGCGGUGAGGUUGAGCUUCCCUCAGAGUUACAGGACCUGGAAGAUGCCAUUCAUCACCACCAGGGGAUAUAUGAGCACAUCACUCUUGCUUAUUCAGAGGUGAGCCAAGAUGGGAAGUCCCUCCUUGACAAGCUUCAGCGACCCUUGACACCCGGCAGCUCCGACUCCUUGACGGCCUCUGCCAACUACUCCAAGGCCGUGCAUCAUGUUCUCGAUGUCAUCCACGAGGUGCUACACCACCAGCGGCAGCUGGAAAACAUCUGGCAGCACCGUAAGGUCCGGCUCCACCAGCGGCUGCAGCUGUGUGUCUUCCAGCAGGAUGUUCAGCAGGUCAGUUUGACAAGCUGCUUUUCUUCCUGGGAAUUACUUGUACUUAACAGAGAGUUGAAUGAGUGUAUCAUCAUUGGGCCCAGAAUCUCUAUGGAGAUAAUAGUCUUAGUUCAAGAUUUAGAAGGAACAUUGUACAACUCCAUGCCAGUUACUCUGUGUGGCAAAUAUCUGAGAGCCCCACAUGAGUCAGGUGGCAGCAGCAACUGCCGACAGAUCACGGCUUUAGGAAAUGAUACCACAGAUUGUCUGUGUUGCUGCUUACUGUCACGCCCAGCCUGGCUGCCUUGUACUUUACUCACCUUCUCUUUCUCUGGAUGUUCUCUUGUACAGAACACAUACACCAAUGCAGAUAAGUUGCUAGAAGCGGCAGAGCAGCUGGCUCAGACUGGGGAGUGUGACCCGGAAGAGAUUUAUCAGGCUGCCCAUCAGCUUGAAGACCGGAUACAAGAUUUCGUCCGGCGUGUGGAGCAGAGGAAGAUCUUACUGGACAUGUCGGUGUCCUUCCACACCCACGUAAAGGAGCUGUGGACCUGGCUGGAGGAGCUGCAGAAGGAGCUGCUGGACGACGUGUACGCCGAGUCGGUGGAGGCGGUGCAGGACCUCAUCAAGCGUUUCGGCCAGCAGCAGCAGACCACCCUGCAAGUGACGGUCAACGUCAUCAAGGAAGGCGAGGACCUCAUCCAGCAGCUGAGGGACUCAGCCAUCUCCAGCAACAAGACCCCCCACAACAGCUCCAUCAACCACAUCGAGACGGUGCUGCAGCAGCUGGACGAGGCACAGUCGCAGAUGGAGGAGCUGUUCCAGGAGCGCAAGAUCAAGCUGGAGCUCUUCCUGCAGCUGCGCAUCUUCGAGAGGGAUGCCAUCGACAUCAUUUCAGACCUUGAGUCUUGGAAUGAUGAGCUUUCCCAGCAAAUGAACGACUUUGACACGGAAGACCUCACGAUAGCCGAGCAGCGCCUCCAGCACCACGCGGACAAAGCCCUGACCAUGAAUAACCUGACCUUUGAUGUCAUCCACCAAGGGCAGGACCUUCUGCAGUAUGUCAACGAAGUGCAGGCCUCGGGUGUGGAGCUGCUUUGCGAUAGAGACGUAGAUAUGGCAACUCGGGUACAGGACUUGCUGGAGUUUCUUCAUGAAAAGCAGCAGGAACUGGAUUUAGCAGCAGAACAGCAUCGGAAGCACCUGGAGCAGUGUGUACAACUCCGCCAUCUGCAGGCUGAAGUGAAACAGGUGCUGGGUUGGAUCCGCAAUGGAGAGUCCAUGUUGAAUGCCGGCCUUAUCACAGCCAGCUCAUUGCAGGAGGCAGAGCAGCUGCAGAGGGAGCAUGAGCAGUUCCAGCAUGCCAUCGAGAAAACACAUCAAAGCGCCCUGCAGGUGCAGCAGAAGGCCGAGGCGAUGCUACAGGCCAAUCACUACGACAUGGACAUGAUCAGGGACUGCGCCGAAAAGGUAGCCUCCCACUGGCAGCAGCUCAUGCUCAAGAUGGAAGACCGCCUCAAGCUUGUGAACGCGUCGGUUGCCUUCUACAAAACCUCAGAGCAGGUCUGCAGUGUCCUCGAGAGCCUGGAGCAGGAGUACAAGAGGGAAGAAGACUGGUGUGGAGGAGCCGACAAGCUAGGUCCCAAUUCUGAGACGGACCACGUCACACCAAUGAUCAGCAAACACCUGGAACAGAAGGAAGCAUUCCUGAAGGCUUGCACACUUGCUAGAAGGAAUGCAGAUGUCUUCCUGAAAUACCUGCACAGGAAUAGUGUGAACAUGCCAGGAAUGGUGACGCAUAUCAAAGCUCCUGAGCAGCAAGUAAAAAAUAUCUUGAAUGAACUCUUCCAGCGGGAGAACAGGGUAUUGCACUACUGGACCAUGAGAAAGAGGAGGCUGGACCAGUGCCAGCAGUACGUGGUCUUCGAAAGAAGUGCCAAGCAGGCGUUAGAAUGGAUCCAUGAUAACGGGGAGUUCUACCUUUCCACGCACACCUCUACAGGUUCAAGUAUACAGCACACCCAGGAGCUCUUGAAAGAGCACGAGGAGUUCCAGAUAACCGCAAAGCAAACCAAAGAGCGAGUGAAGCUGUUGAUACAGCUGGCCGAUGGCUUUUGUGAAAAGGGGCAUGCCCAUGCGGCAGAGAUAAAAAAAUGUGUCACCGCUGUGGACAAGAGGUACAGAGACUUCUCUCUUCGGAUGGAGAAGUACAGGACCUCUUUGGAGAAAGCCCUGGGGAUCUCUUCAGAUUCCAACAAAUCGAGUAAAAGUCUUCAGCUGGAUAUCAUCCCCGCCAGCACCCCCGGGUCAGAGGUGAAGCUCCGGGAUGCAGCUCACGAGCUGAACGAGGAGAAGCGGAAGUCGGCCCGCAGGAAAGAGUUCAUAAUGGCUGAGCUAAUUCAGACUGAAAAGGCUUAUGUACGAGAUCUUCGGGAGUGUAUGGAUACCUACCUGUGGGAAAUGACAAGUGGCGUGGAGGAGAUCCCACCCGGCAUCGUCAACAAAGAGCUCAUCAUCUUCGGCAACAUGCAGGAGAUCUACGAGUUCCAUAACAACAUUUUCCUAAAGGAGCUGGAAAAAUACGAGCAGUUGCCAGAGGACGUCGGCCAUUGCUUUGUUACUUGGGCAGACAAGUUUCAGAUGUAUGUCACUUAUUGCAAAAAUAAGCCUGACUCCACUCAGCUGAUAUUAGAGCACGCGGGAUCCUAUUUUGAUGAGAUACAGCAGCGGCAUGGAUUAGCCAAUUCUAUCUCUUCUUACCUUAUCAAACCAGUUCAGCGAAUUACCAAGUAUCAGCUCCUUUUAAAAGAGCUGCUUACCUGCUGUGAAGAAGGGAAAGGGGAGAUUAAAGAUGGCCUCGAGGUGAUGCUCAGUGUGCCAAAGCGAGCCAAUGACGCCAUGCACCUCAGCAUGCUGGAAGGGUUUGAUGAGAAUAUUGAGUCUCAAGGAGAGCUCAUCCUGCAGGAAUCCUUCCAAGUGUGGGACCCCAAAACCUUAAUUCGGAAGGGUCGAGAACGGCAUCUCUUCCUCUUUGAAAUGUCCUUAGUGUUCAGUAAAGAAGUGAAAGAUUCCAGCGGGAGAAGCAAAUACCUUUAUAAAAGCAAAUUGUUUACCUCAGAAUUGGGUGUCACAGAGCACGUUGAAGGAGAUCCUUGCAAAUUUGCACUGUGGGUGGGGAGAACGCCAACUUCAGAUAAUAAAAUUGUCCUUAAGAGGGAUGGAGAGGACCUGGACAGCCAAGGUGAUGGCAGCAGCCAGCCUGACACCAUUUCCAUUGCCUCCCGGACGUCUCAGAAUACAUUGGACAGUGACAAGCUCUCUGGCGGCUGCGAGCUGACGGUGGUCAUCCACGACUUCACGGCCUGCAACAGCAACGAGCUGACCAUCCGCCGCGGACAGACAGUGGAGGUUCUGGAGCGGCCCCACGACAAGCCCGACUGGUGCCUGGUGCGGACCACGGACCGGUCCCCAGCGGCGGAAGGCCUGGUUCCCUGCGGCUCCCUGUGCAUCGCUCACUCGCGGAGCAGCAUGGAGAUGGAAGGCAUCUUCAACCACAAAGACUCGCUCUCCGUCUCCAGUAACGAUGCCAGUCCACCUGCAUCCGUAGCGUCUCUUCAGCCCCAUAUGAUUGGGGCCCAAAGCUCACCCGGCCCCAAGCGUCCAGGGAACACCCUGAGGAAGUGGCUGACAAGCCCCGUGCGGCGCCUCAGCAGUGGCAAGGCUGACGGGCACGUGAAGAAGCUGGCCCACAAACACAAGAAGAGCAGGGAGGUCCGCAAGAGUGUCGAUGCGGGCUCUCAGAAAGACUCAGACGACAGCGCGGCCACGCCCCAGGACGAGACCAUUGAAGAGAGGGGCCGGAACGAGGGCCUCAGCAGCGGCACCCUCUCCAAGUCCUCCUCCUCCGGGAUGCAGAGCUGUGGAGAAGAGGAAGGGGAGGAGGGGGCCGAUGCCGUGCCUCUGCCCCCACCCAUGGCCAUUCAGCAGCACAGCCUCCUCCAGCCGGACUCGCAGGAUGACAAGGCCUCUUCUCGGUUGUUAGUCCGCCCCACCAGCUCCGAAACGCCGAGUGCCGCCGAGCUUGUCAGUGCAAUCGAGGAACUCGUGAAAAGCAAGAUGGCGCUGGAGGACCGUCCCAGCUCGCUGCUCGUCGACCAGGGAGACAGUAGCAGCCCCUCCUUCAACCCCUCCGACAACUCCCUUCUCUCCUCCUCCUCGCCCAUUGAUGAGAUGGAAGAGAGGAAAUCCAGCUCUCUAAAGAGACGGCACUAUGUUUUGCAAGAAUUAGUGGAGACAGAGCGUGACUAUGUACGGGACCUUGGCUACGUGGUUGAGGGCUACAUGGCACUUAUGAAAGAAGAUGGUGUUCCCGAUGACAUGAAAGGAAAAGACAAGAUUGUGUUUGGCAACAUCCAUCAGAUUUACGACUGGCACAGAGACUUUUUUUUAGGAGAGUUGGAGAAGUGCCUUGAAGAUCCGGAAAAACUAGGGUCCCUUUUUGUUAAGCACGAGAGAAGGUUGCACAUGUACAUAGUUUAUUGUCAAAAUAAACCAAAGUCUGAGCACAUCGUCUCAGAAUACAUUGAUACCUUCUUUGAGGACUUAAAGCAGCGCCUUGGCCACAGGUUGCAGCUCACAGAUUUGUUAAUAAAACCAGUGCAGAGAAUUAUGAAGUAUCAGCUGUUACUGAAGGACUUCCUCAAGUAUUCCAAAAAAGCUAGCCUGGACACAUCAGAACUAGAGAGAGCCGUAGAAGUCAUGUGCAUCGUCCCCAAGCGGUGCAACGACAUGAUGAAUGUGGGGCGUCUGCAAGGAUUUGAUGGUAAAAUUGUUGCCCAGGGUAAACUGCUCUUGCAGGACACGUUCUUGGUCACAGACCAGGACACAGGACUCCUGCCUCGCUGCAAGGAGAGACGGGUGUUCCUCUUCGAGCAGAUCGUCAUCUUCAGCGAACCGCUCGAUAAAAAAAAAGGCUUCUCCAUGCCAGGGUUCCUGUUUAAGAACAGUAUCAAGGUGAGUUGCCUUUGCCUGGAGGAAAAUGUGGAAAAUGAUCCCUGUAAGUUUGCACUGACAUCGAGGACGGGUGACGUGGUGGAGACCUUUAUUUUGCAUUCAUCCAGUCCAAGUGUCCGGCAAACAUGGAUCCAUGAAAUCAACCAAAUUUUAGAAAACCAGCGCAAUUUUUUAAAUGCCUUGACAUCACCCAUCGAGUACCAGAGGAACCACAGCGGGGGCGGCGGGGGCAGCAGCGGCGGCGGGGGCGGAGGCAGUGGGGGCCCCAGCAGCAGCAGCAGCAACCACAGCGGCGGCCCCAGCAGCUGCAGCGGGAUGCCCAGCUCGAGCAGGAGCAGACCCUCCAGGAUCCCCCAGCCCGUCCGACACCACUCCCCAGUGCUAGUCUCCUCUGCCGCCUCGAGCCAGGCGGAGGCAGACAAGAUGUCAGGUACGUCCGCUCACGGCCCCUCCCUGCCUCCUCCCAGCAGCGGCCUCGCCCCGGAGGCCCCCCCCAGCCAGCCGAGCAGGCCCCCUCCUGGCGGAGAAUGUGAGGGUCCCGAGAGAGAAGCCGAGCCGAUUCCCAAGAUGAAGGUGAUGGAGAGCCCCAGAAAGUCCACCAACGGGAACGCCAAGGAGGCGCGGGGGCCCGCGGAGGACGGCCGCCCUAGGGGCAGCCUGGGCGGCCUGCCCUUGGCAAAGCCCCGGCCUGGGGCCAUCUCUCCCCUGAACUCUCCGCUCUCCACCACGUUCCCCUCGCCCUUCGGCAAGGAGCCUUUCCCCCCCAGCAGCCCUCUGCAGAAGGGGGCCUCUUUCUGGAGCGCCAUCCCCGCCUCCCCCGCCAGCCGUCCAGGCUCCUUCACCUUUUCGGGGGACAGCGACUCCCUGCAGCGGCAGGCGCAGCGCCACGCAGCCCCCAGCAAGGACACGGACCGCAUGAGCACGUGCUCGUCAGCGAGCGAGCAGUCCGUGCAGUCCACCCAGAGCAACGGGAGUGAAAGUAGCAGCAGUAGCAAUAUCUCCACCAUGUUGGUGACACACGAUUACACGGCAGUGAAGGAGGAUGAGAUAAACGUCUAUCAAGGAGAGGUCGUUCAAAUUCUAGCCAGCAACCAACAGAACAUGUUUUUGGUGUUCCGAGCCGCUACCGACCAGUGUCCCGCCGCUGAGGGCUGGAUUCCGGCCUUCGUCCUGGGGCACACCAGUGCAGUCAUCCUGGAGAACCCCGAUGGGACUCUCAAGAAGUCAACAUCUUGGCACACAGCACUCCGUUUAAGGAAAAAAUCUGAGAAAAAAGAUAAAGACGGCAAAAGGGAAGGCAAGCUGGAGAACGGUUACCGAAAAUCGCGGGAAGGACUCAGCAACAAGGUAUCUGUGAAGCUUCUCAAUCCCAACUACAUUUAUGAUGUUCCCCCAGAAUUUGUCAUUCCAUUGAGUGAGGUCACGUGUGAGACAGGGGAGACCGUUGUUCUUAGAUGUCGCGUUUGUGGCCGCCCCAAGGCCUCCAUCACCUGGAAGGGCCCUGAACACAACACCUUGAACAAUGACGGUCACUACAGCAUCUCCUACAGUGACUUAGGAGAGGCGGCUCUGAAGAUCGUCGGCGCGACCACGGAGGACGACGGCCUCUACACGUGCAUCGCGGUGAACGACAUGGGCGCCGCCUCGUCGUCAGCCAGCCUGAGGGUUCUAGGUCCAGGGAGUGAUGGGAUCAUGGUGACCUGGAAGGACAACUUCGACUCCUUCUACAGUGAAGUGGCUGAGCUCGGCAGGGGCAGAUUCUCUGUCGUUAAGAAGUGUGAUCAGAAGGGAACCAAACGAGCAGUGGCUACCAAGUUUGUGAACAAGAAGUUGAUGAAGCGUGACCAGGUCACCCAUGAGCUCGGAAUCCUGCAGAACCUCCAGCACCCCCUUCUCAUUGGUCUCCUCGAUACCUUCGAGACCCCCACCAGUUACGUCCUGGUUCUAGAAAUGGCUGACCAAGGCCGUCUUCUGGACUGCGUGGUGCGGUGGGGAGACCUCACCGAGGGGAAGAUCAGGAUGUACCUGGGGGAGGUGCUGGAAGCAGUCCGAUACCUUCACAACUGCAGGAUCGCACACCUGGACCUAAAGCCUGAAAACAUCCUCGUGGAUCAGAGCUCAGCCAAGCCAACCAUCAAGCUGGCGGACUUUGGAGAUGCUGUCCAACUCAACACGACCUACUACAUCCACCCGCUGCUGGGGAACCCCGAGUUCUCAGCCCCCGAGAUCAUCCUGGGCAACCCCGUCUCCCUGACUGCGGACACGUGGAGUGUUGGAGUGCUCACCUAUGUGCUUCUCAGCGGCGUGUCCCCCUUCCUGGAUGACAGCGUGGAGGAGACCUGCCUGAACAUUUGCCGCCUAGACUUUAGCUUCCCAGAUGACUACUUUAAAGGGGUGAGCCAGAAGGCCAAGGACUUCGUGUGCUUCCUCCUGCAGGAGGACCCGGCCACGCGGCCCUCGGCUGCACUGUCCCUCCAGGAGCACUGGCUGCAGGCAGGCCACAGCAAGAGCGCGGCCACCCUGGACACGUCCAGACUAAGCUCCUUCAUUGAGCGGCGCAAACACCAGAACGAUGUUGGACCUAUCCGUAGCAUUAAAAACUUCCUCCAGAGCAGGCUCCUGCCUAGAGUUUGACCUGUCUUGAAGUCCUUUCUCAUUCUCUUUCACCUGCCAAUCAGCUGUUAAUUUGAAUUUCGAAGAGGAGAAAAACAACCAAACGUAAGCAAUCAGCUGCCGGUGUGUUCAUCGUGUGACGUUGCCUCCCAAGUGAGCUUGGGACUCAGAGCUAAAGCUGCGCUGGGGUGGAGGACCUUCGCUGCACUCUGCGGACGGCAGAGGGAGCACCGCUGUGUCACAGUCUUUUAUUCAGGUUUCUGCAAAAAAUACAACAGAUAACUUUUUUAAAUGAACAGGGAUAGAAUUUUGCAAAUUACACAUUUUCAAGAUUUACUCAAAAAAAAAAAAAAAAGCCUAUGUUCAACCACUGGUGUUAACGAACAAAACAAAGAUACUGUACGUCUCCGGGGCGGAUUGCCUGCACGGCGGCCCUGCCCACGGCCUCUUCUCCAGCCCAGUGUCCACCUGGCUGUGAGCUUUUCCAGCCGGCUCGUCUGCCGGCAUCUCCCCGGGACGCCCGACCGUGCGUUCAACCUCAGACUUUUGCAUAAAACUAGAACGAGUUGUUUUGCUCUGAUGAAAUGUAGGCCUUACUUGUAUAUAAUAAGACUGUCCCUGCCUUCAGUCUGUCCUUCCCCACUGCCUUCCCUCCCACACUCAUCCACUUUCUGGGGACCAGAGGGCCCUGACCAUCAAGCGAGAACAUCUGGUUGGGACCCCUGCCCCUCCCCUGCCCCUGUCCCCAAGCCGUCAAUCAGAUUGUUGAGCAGUAUACAGUCGGAUGAAAAUACUGUAAAUGCACUCAUUGGGGUUUCUUUGGUUUUUUUUUCUUUUUUGGUUUUAUUUCAUAUCAUGUGCAAUGUUGUGGCUUUAACAUUUUAUGCAACUAUUUAUGAAGACCUCUGUUGUACCUGUAAUAAAUACAUAGAAAAAGCACAUACUUCGUACGGUGAGCUUUAUGGUUCUGUGCGUGUUGGGGGUGGGCAGGGUGGGGGUUGUAGCCCAGUGCCAUCGGUUCCAGGAGAGUGAACUCUUCGUGAAAUUUGUCGGUUUUGAGGAUUGUAAAAAAAGUGAUUUCAUACUCUGACUCUAAAACUGGAUAAUAGGGUAAUGUUUUAAAAAUUUAUUAUGCUAUUAUUCAGAAUGCCAAAGUAUUUUUUUUUUUUUUUUCCCCAAAAGCAGUCUGGACAUUUACUACUUUUUAGACUUUUUGACGUUCAACUUUCUGUAGAAAAAUUGGCUGGAUUUUGAGCCAGUUAAGCCAAUUCAACACUGGCCGUCACAAGGCCGGUGUCCAAGCCUUCGUCACUGUGGCAGAACUAACGUCGGCCUGGGGAGAGGCCUGUAAACAAAGGAGGCUGGUUUCUGGACACGUCUGCAUUUUUCUGGAUGUCUUUUUACCUUUGCUGUAUGAAAUGACACUAAAGAAAGAGACCAGCCUGCUCCCCGAGCCACCCAGACAUCUGGGUCUUGAGCCAUAAACUGGCGUAGUUAAGCUUUGCAGCUUCCAAUGUGUUUUAUUUAUUCUUUCAUUGGGUUUUUGUUUGUUCGUUUCUUCUUGUAAAAUUGUACAGAAACUUUUUCAAAGACAUUGGAUUCAAAACUGGAUGUGUAUUCGUAACCUCAUAACUUCUAUUCGUGCAUUGUUUCCUUUAUUAUUUCAGUUAAAUUUUUACAUUAUUUUGCAUGUAUAUUUCUUUGUACAGAGACCUUACAUGUUUACACAGUAUGAUGUGAUGUAAAUAUUUUAUUUUGCCAUCAGUUAUUUUAAAAAAUUAAACAUAUUUGCCUGAUUUUGGUGUUAGGCCUUUUAUUUAAAUUGGUCACUGUUGAAUGGAA